This is a messenger RNA of Numida meleagris (helmeted guineafowl), 2426 nucleotides long. RefSeq names its product molybdopterin synthase catalytic subunit. Bases 156 to 623 code for a protein of 155 amino acids. The record is from RefSeq and is a predicted model, not a curated record. Gene Ontology annotation, cellular component: cytosol. NCBI's taxonomy places the organism in Eukaryota, Metazoa, Chordata, Aves, Galliformes, Numididae. The transcript has 5 exons. Gene Ontology annotation, molecular function: molybdopterin synthase activity. Gene Ontology annotation, biological process: Mo-molybdopterin cofactor biosynthetic process.
GUCAUCCGGGAUCAAGUGGUUUUUGCUGUUCGGCAGGAGUACGUGCUUCUUGGAGAUCAGCUUCUGGUCCUGGAGACAGGAGACGAAGUUGCCAUCAUCCCACCAAUUAGUGGAGGCUGAAUCUGUGGAAGUUCUGUAAGUCCUUCUAGUGAGCCAUGGAUGAAAGAGAAGAUGUGCCAAAAGAUUUUGUCAUGCUCAAGUCUGAAAAGCUGUCUGUAGAUGAAGUGUCAGAACUGGUCAUUUCACCAUGCUGUGGGGCAGUGUCUCUGUUCAUUGGUACUACGAGAAAUAAUUUUGAAGGGAAAAAAGUGAUUCGCUUAGAGUAUGAAGCAUAUACUUCAAUGGCAGAGAUGGAAAUAAAGAAAAUCUGCAGAGAUGUUAGACAGAAAUGGCCAUCAGUCAAACAUAUUGCAAUGCAUCAUAGACUUGGUGUGGUUCCAAUAACAGAGGCAAGUGUAAUUAUUGCAGUCUCAUCUCCACACAGAGCAGAAUCCCUUGAAGCUGUAACACACUGCAUCAACACUUUAAAAGCAUUCGUCCCAAUAUGGAAAAAGGAGAUUUAUGAGGAUGAAUAUUCUUGGAAAGAAAACAAGGAAUGCUUUUGGACAAAUUCAGAAAAAUAACUAUUCUUUUAUAAAUAAAGUGCUACUGCUCCUAAUGAGCGUACUGGUUUAGCUCUGAGUUGUUCUUACAUAGAAUCUAUAUGAUUUUAAGUAGUUGUAAUAGGUAUUUCAAUCUGAAUAAUUUAUUUGGGACUAUAUGAAAUGAAUGGGCAAUAGUUAGGAUUUUCAGGUGUUCUUGUAUCCUUUGAAAUCAUCUUUGUGUAGUUUUUAACAUGGAAUCAGUUUUUAGAACUAUCUUCCCUAAAAUUCAUGGUUGCAAAACAUUUAGUCCUCUGUGAUAUAUACUGCCUUAAUGCUUCUGUAUUUGUGGUAUUUGUUUGCUGUUUUCAUGGGAGGUCACAACAGGACAAUUGGAAUUUUUUUUUUAGUCUUAAAAUCAGGAUUUUUUUUAUAUGAAUGCAGAGUCAGUUUGCACUUUAUGCUAUUCUAACGUUCUUGCAACAUGGAAGCAUCUUAUAGUAGAUUAAUGGUUUUUCUUCUCUGUACAGACACAGAAGAAAAUAUAAACUGUACCGCAGUGUUAUUAACUUUUUAGUAGUGGUUGCCUUCCAAUAGCUGUGUCUCACAGAAAAGUGCAGCUGAUACCACAAGUCCUUUACAUUAAAGAUAUAUGAACUGACCUUGAUUCAAAAUUAGAUCUAAUACUCUGCCAGCAAAAAACUUGCAUUAGCAAUAGCACAUAAACCUGUACUUACUAAUGAUGUCUAGAUAUGAUGAAUUUUGAAGAAAUUUUUUUGGCUGUGUAAUUUUGUGGUUCUGCAUGGAAAAAAAAAUCCUUAAGAAUAAGUUUAAUUAGCUUUAGUAGUUUAACCUUAGGUUAGGAUGCAAAGUCAACAGAAUGGAUUAGCUGUUCAAAGAAAAGCUAAAUCCAUUGCAUACGUAAGUUGAAAGGAAUUUGUAGCUUAUAUAUGCCUUUAAAUUCACAUUUUUUAAUAGUUUUUCUCUUGUAAUGUUUUGCAACUUAAGAGACAAGGACAGACAUAGCAUUCUUGUUCUUCCACUGUAGACAAUAGGCUGCUUGUCUGAGUAAGAUAAUUUUAUUUAUGUUAUUAUUCUGUACUACAAAGUAUAGUAGAUGCUCAAAGUUCAAGGUGCCAUCGUGUAUGGCAUUUUUACUAAUGACCAACGGCAGAUUUAUCUAAUCAUUAUCAAUGUAGAGAAGAUAGGUAUAAGAAAAGGGGAAUAAGGUUAAGAUAAGUAAAAUCAUUUGCUGAAGCUUAAAUAUCAUUUCAUAACACAAUACUUCAACCUCAGCUGUAUAAAUCCAUUUCAUUGUGUCUGCAAUAAAAGUCUUCACAGCUGCUAGCAACACAAAAUCGAACUGGAAAAAUAGGCAGUGAUCUUUUUUCCCCAGUGAUGUCAGUCAUUUUUAAUGCUUAGUGAUGGUUACUGUACCAGGUUAGAUAAACCCCAGUAAAGCACACAACUUCAGGUAAAGGCAUGGCUAAACUGGUUAAAGCCUUACAGCUUACUCCUGCACUUUCCCUGUAUGGAAGUGAGUUCUUCCUCUGAAGGACAGUAGCUGCUCUUUGUAUGCAUGCAUAUACACAGCCUCCAAACCAUGUGGGCUGUAUUAUCUAGGCAGAGCUGAAUAAGUUAAAGGUUGCAUUUUCCUUUGCUUUGGAUGUUGGAGAGAAGCCCUCUUUUAAUUUGAGUGCCAUUUUUUCUGGGAAUUGUAUGGAAUCCUGACUACAGAUCACUUCUUCAGACAAGUAAUUCUUUUUGUUCUUAAAAAAACCCUAAAAAACAAAAAACAAACAAAAAACCCACCGAAAACCAAUAAAAACAAUCAAAUACACAGUU